AUGUAUCUGCGGGCGCUUCAAGGGUACGAGAAGGCGUGGGGACCCGAUCAUACGUCAACACUCUCUACGGUUAACAACCUAGGGAACCUUUACAAAAACCAAGGCAAGCUGCAAGAGGCGGAGGACAUGUAUCUGCGGGCGCUUCAAGGGAACGAGAAGGCGUGGGGACCCGAUCAUACGUCAACAAUAGACACGGUUAACAACCUAGGGAACCUUUACAAAAACCAAGGCAAGCUGCAAGAGGCGGAGGACAUGUAUCUGCGGGCGCUUCAAGGGUACGAGAAGGCGUGGGGACCCGAUCAUACGUCAACACUCUCUACGGUUAACAACCUAGGGAACCUUUACAAAAACCAAGGCAAGCUGCAAGAGGCGGAGGACAUGUAUCUGCGGGCGCUUCAAGGGAACGAGAAGGCGUGGGGACCCGAUCAUACGUCAACAAUAGACACGGUUAACAACCUAGGGAACCUUUACGCCGACCAAGGCAAGCUGCAAGAGGCGGAGGACAUGUAUCUGCGGGCGCUUCAAGGGAACGAGAAGGCGUGGGGACCCGAUCAUACGUCAACACUAGACACGGUUAAUAACCUAGGUCUCCUUUACAAAAACCAAGGCAAGCUGCAAGAGGCGGAGGACAUGUAUCUGCGGGCGCUUCAAGGGAAGGAGAAGGCGUGGGGACCCGAUCAUACGUCAACACUCUCUACGGUUAACAACCUAGGGAACGUUUACGCCAACCAACGCAAGCUGCAAGAGGCGGAGGACAUGUAUCUGCGGGCGCUUCAAGGGUACGAGAAAGCUACAGGUCCACCGAAUGAUAUUAGAUAUCGGCGAGCAAUCAAUACUGCAUAG
Pseudomassariella vexata is the source of this 843-nucleotide messenger RNA. RefSeq lists its product as uncharacterized. Gene Ontology annotation, molecular function: protein binding. Gene Ontology annotation, cellular component: kinesin complex. Bases 1 to 843 code for a protein of 280 amino acids. The transcript has a single exon. The record is from RefSeq and is a predicted model, not a curated record. Lineage: Eukaryota; Fungi; Ascomycota; Sordariomycetes; Amphisphaeriales; Pseudomassariaceae.